Penicilliopsis zonata CBS 506.65 is the source of this 4827-nucleotide messenger RNA. RefSeq lists its product as hypothetical. Bases 1 to 4827 code for a protein of 1608 amino acids. Lineage: Eukaryota; Fungi; Ascomycota; Eurotiomycetes; Eurotiales; Aspergillaceae. The record is from RefSeq and is a predicted model, not a curated record. Gene Ontology annotation, biological process: establishment of spindle localization; nuclear migration along microtubule; mitotic spindle orientation checkpoint signaling. Gene Ontology annotation, cellular component: spindle pole body; cell cortex; mating projection tip. The transcript has 2 exons.
AUGGACGACCGACCCUCGUCGCCCUCGCCGUCGGUCUCCCCCACGCCCGCCAUUUCCUCCUGCCCCUCCCCCGACCGAACUUUCUCGUCCAUCUCGUCGUUGUCGAUUUCGUCGGCCACCAGCGCCGACGCCCGUUCGUCGGUGUCGAUUUCGGGACGCCGCCGCGGGUACAUUCGUCCGCAGGGUGCUGAGUUUGCCGAGUCGGCGAAAAACCGCGAGAGUGUGAUGAGCCUGGGCAGUAUCGCUCAUCUGCAGUACUAUUUUGCCCGCACGGGUCUUCUGGAUGGGAAGGGCGGACAUGCAAGAGAAUACAAGAAGAGCCCAAAGGCGGAGAAUGUGCCUCGAUUGCUGCUGACGCCGAACUCACGGUUCAUCGAAGAAGACGGCGAGGAUAAUGGCGAGCUUCUGGUGGAGAGUCCGACGGACGAGGGUGGGCUGGAGCCGGACUGUGACUCGGACGGGUACGAGGUGAUGCUGCCGCCGACCGUGAGUACGUACAGCAUCAAGACACACUAUAUCCCGCCGCCGCCGGAUCUACGGUCGCUGCGCCGCGACCUGCUGACGGCUCUCAGACGGGCCGAGACAGAACUGGAAGAGAUGGAUGGGCGGACGGGUCCGUCUCCGGACCUGAAGCCGCCGCGGAUCAGUCUGUCGCCAGACGACCUGCCCGAGACGGAGGAGGACGCCUUACGGCAGUCCGCGGCGGUGGCGGCGGCUGCCGCUGCCAGCACCCCGCAAGGGUGGCAGGAGAUCCAGGGGAUGAAGAUUCUGGACGUGGUGACGCUGGCCAUCCGGGCAGCGCGGAUCUACUACACGGCCCACGAGCGGCCCGACCGAUUAGCACUGAUCAAGAGCGAGCGAGACAUCCGGCAGGAACUGUUCAAUGUGCUUGAGGUUCUCAAACGGUGGGCGGCUCGCGGUUUUACAUCGGGGAUGAGGGCGGACGAGCACGACGCGAUCACGGGCUGGAUGGCGGACGUCCGCGGCCUGUUGGCCCGCGACGCCCAGCUGGAGGAGGACGAGGUGCGCGAGCGCGAGAGCUGGGUGUGGGCGACGGACGAGUGGGAGGGCCGCGAACUGGAACGCGAAGCCAGCUUCCUGAGCAGCUUGCUCGAACCUGACCAACCCCCGCUGCCCGCCUGGGAACCCGUCGAGGGGCGGCCCGUACCUACCACCUUACUGGAGCGGCUGCGUGACGGGCGAGAUCUGGUCCGAAUGCACAAUAUCGCGGUGAAGAAGUCGAAGCGGCCGUUUGGCGAGAUCAAAACGUUCCACACCGACGUGGCCAAGCCGUACCGCUGCGCCGACAACCUGCGCUUCUGGCUCAAGGCGUCCGAGAUCCGCUGGGAGACCAAGCUGGACAUGGAUGUCAUGGGCGUCGUCUACGGCGCCAGCGACGAGGCCUGGCGCCGCUUCGAUGCCGCCCUGCUGACCUGGUGCCGCGCCGUCCGCGAGGAGCUCGUCCGCGACUGGCGUGAGCUGCGUCCGGGGACACCCUCCGACGCGUCGUUGCCCUCAGCGUCUCCGUCGCCAGUGACAUCGACCUCACUCUCGAUCUCGACGACGCCGCAGCUGCUGUCCUCGCCGCCGACCGUCUCGAUCUCCAGCCCGGGCGUUCUCCUGCCGCGUCGUGUCCAGUCCAAGUCGUCGCUGCGCAGUACGGCCAGCAGCCUGACGGACGACGACUGGGAGCUUGACAGCAACACCGCUGCGGAGUCUAGCAACAAUACCAGUGCGAACAAUAAAAACCUCGUUGUCUUCCCCUCCAUCCUACGUCGACUCUCGCCGGGCCUGGCUGCCCGGGUGAAAUUGCUCGACGGCAGCAACAAGCCCUCGACCUUCCCUGUCCGCGCCAUCAACAACGUGGGUCGGAUCCCACAGGAACACAUAAACGAGAUCGACAGCGCCCAUCAGAAUCUCUCGAUCAAGGUCCAGAAACGUGGAAAGGCGUGGAACAGGGUCACUGGCCAGCAGCAGGGGCCGGACGAGACAACAGGCGGUGGUGUUGAAUAUCUCGAAGUGCCGGACUUGGGACCUGAGCUGGAGGUUGAUCUAGAUACAGAAGAACAAGAGGAGGAGGAAGGGGAGGAGGAAAAACAACAACAAGAAGAAGAAGAAGAAGAAGACGCCUGUACCGUGGAUCCCGAUCCUGAACCAGAAAUGUUGGUGGUCGAGAUGCCCCCGGUGCCGCCGGAACCAGUGACAACGGAACCACAGCCGGAACUCGAACCUGAAACUCAAUCAGAGACAGCUGGACAGACAGAUUUUGAAAAAUACAUACAGAGCAGCACACAGGAUGCAGAAAACCCUCCGCCGCCCCCUCCGAAGGACACUCCGCCGCUGCCCUCGAGCGCCUCGGUGCGGUCAUUGUCCCAACCGCAGACGCAGGCGUCGUACUUCAACCCAAUGGGUCUACACCGCACCGAGUCGAUAUACUCCUUCUCCCGUGUCUCCUUCAGUAACCAGCUCUCCCAGUUGACGUCCAUCACCCUUCCGCAGCCGACCUCCCUGGCGGCCAGCAUUGCGGCCAUCGCUAACGCGGUUGCCGCUGUCAAGGCGCUGACGGGAGCCGCGGAACAGAUACAGUACUGGAUCAGGAAGGCUUCUGACGUGCUCAGCGGACUGGAUGCCGAGGAUGACGUCGAAUGGGCCGCUGCCGGCGGGCGAGAGGGUCUAGAGGGAGUCGACAAGGCGAUCACCAAGUUCGAGAGCCUGGUCAAUGUCUACGUCACGGCCAUCGAGGAGGUUCAGCUGCGGCCGGACAUUGGCCAAGUCGGCCCUGACGCCCUCACCGCCAUCGUUAUCCAGAUGGAGUCCAUCCUGCAGAACUGGUCGCAGAUCAAGGCCAAGCUUCGCGGGGUCAAGGGUCAUGUCGAGCUCGCCAUGGAGUGGGAGGAGCUGUGGGCCAACGUGUUGGGCGAUGUCGGCAUGGAGGUUGACAACCUCAGCGGCCUCAUCUUCGAGAUGGAGGAGAAACGUCACCAGACCAUGAGUGCCGACCCAGAGCCCACGGGCGGCCUGGACAUCAACGAGCUGGAGACGAUCGUUGAGGAGACUCCGGCCCACUACCAUCCCUCCUCCCAUCAUCACCAUACCCCGUCUUCCACCAAGCGUUACAGUAUAGGCACGCCCGUGGCAGCGGCGGCGGCAGACACACCGGUGAUCCAGACGCCGCAGGAUGACUCCAACUACACGAACCUGAUGGCGCUGUUCGCGCGGAUGCAGCCGCUGCGGGCCUCGCUAGACUUCCUGCCCAUGCGGCUGAGCAUGUUCCAGUCGCGGGCGGAAGCCAUCUUCCCCAGCGCGUGCGAGGAGCUCGAGGACCGUCGCCGCCAGCUGGAACAGAGCUACAAGACGCUCGAGACCGACGCCGAGGCGCUGCGCAAAGAGCUCGGCGAGGACCGCUGGAUCCUUGUCUUCCGCAAUGCGGGUGGCCAGGCCCAGAAGAUGUUCGACUCGGUCGAGCGCAGUAUCGGCAAGCUUCAAGAGUCGCUUGAAAGUGGCGCGCACCUGAACAACCAAGCCGCGCUGGCGAAGCGUAUCGAAAACUACGAGGCCAAGAAGGUUCACUACGUCCCGGCGAUUGAACGGGUCAUCGCCAUCAUCCAGAAGGGGAUCAACGACCGGUUGACCGUCAACGGGGAGAUCCUGAGCCUAUUGGCUGACAUGCAGUCACGCACCGAUGCCCUCAAGGCCAGCAUCAAGGUCAUGGAUUCCAGUCUUGAGGAGAUCAAUUUCGUGAAGCCUUGCGCUGCUGCGGCUGUCGCCGCCACUCCACACACCCAUGCACACCAUCACCUGCGUGAUUCCAUCUCAAGCAUCCUCACUAUGGACAGUCCGGCCACGGCGGGCAGCGUUGUUGACACCCCGGGUAGCUCACCGGCUUCGUCCGUUAUCAUGUCGACUGCUGGCACCGGCAUGAAAAAGGGCGCCGCUACGCCGAUGGGCAAUUCCAGCCGGCGCGAUAGCUCCGCGAGCAGCACUACGCGUAGCACCCCCGCUCUGGCUAAAGUUCGGCGGUUAUCGGGCAUCCCGCAGCCAGCGACAGCGACGACGACCAAGACCAUUCGCAAGACUUCCCUUCCUGUGCCGUUUUCAUCGUCCGGUGGUCUCCAGUCCCCGCCGGCCACCCGGACCCGAUCUGCCGUCACGCCGACGCCCAUGGCUAAGAAACCCGUGCGGCCGCUGGCGACGCCGCAGCAGCCGCCUAGCAACCGACCGCGCUGGAACGGGAGCGUGAAUACGGGCGACCUGGAAGUAGGCCACAUCUACAGACCGUCGUCGUCGCUACCCACGCCGCCCGCCUUCCGCAAGAGCUCCGCGCCCAGUCGCCUCUCGCGGCCGCCGUCUACACUUCCAGUUCGCUCGCCGAUGCACCAGCGGAACCCAUCGACCUCGCCCGCACCCGGGGGUCCCGCGACAUCAGUGCGUGCCGCGAGCCGGGUCUCGAGCCGGCUGACCUCGCGAAGCCCUGCGCGGACGGCCUCGCCCACACCUACGGCCACGCCGACGCGAUCUCUCCUGGAUCCGCCGCCGUACAGCAAACUGGGCAUCCGGUCCAUCUCAACUGCAACGCCCGGACCUGGCCGGAUGGCGAACGUGCCUCGCAGCCGGCAGAGCUUUGCAGGCAUCCCUGCCAGCAGCAAGAUGGCGGCCAAGGAGAACGACCCUAGUCUUCUUCUGAGCCCGACCAAACCCAGUGCGCGCCCGGGGACUGCGCUAGGCCAUUCGACGACUGGCAGCAGUCGACGGACGAGCCUGCUUCCCCUGCCCAAGGCGCGGUCUGGGCGGGAGAGCUCGCUGGGCGAGCGUCCUCCAUGGCGGUAA